Molecule: messenger RNA, 1855 nt
Organism: Vanessa tameamea
Lineage: Eukaryota; Metazoa; Arthropoda; Insecta; Lepidoptera; Nymphalidae
Gene: IntS11
Product: integrator complex subunit 11
Exons: 1
Coding region: 1-1788 (595 amino acids)
Biological process (GO): snRNA processing
Cellular component (GO): nucleus
Molecular function (GO): RNA endonuclease activity
Source: RefSeq, a predicted model, not a curated record
AUGCCUGAGAUUAAGAUAACCCCUCUGGGUGCAGGCCAAGAUGUUGGUCGCAGUUGUAUUUUGCUGUCUAUGGGCGGCAAAAACAUCAUGUUGGAUUGUGGCAUGCAUAUGGGAUACAAUGACGAGAGGCGGUUUCCAGAUUUCUCUUACAUAGUGCCCGAGGGCCCUAUAACAAGUCAGAUUGAUUGUGUCAUUAUUUCACACUUUCACCUUGAUCAUUGCGGUGCCUUGCCAUACAUGUCUGAGAUGGUAGGUUACACGGGUCCAAUUUAUAUGACUCACCCCACAAAGGCUAUAGCACCUAUUCUAUUGGAAGACAUGAGAAAGGUUGCAGUAGAAAGGAAAGGAGAAUCCAACUUUUUUACUUCUCAAAUGAUAAAGGAUUGUAUUAAGAAGGUUACUGCUGUAACAUUACAUCAAUCUGUUAUGGUAGAUAAUGAGUUGGAAAUAAAAGCCUAUUAUGCAGGUCAUGUACUCGGUGCUGCCAUGUUUUGGAUAAGAGUUGGUUCCCAAUCUGUUGUAUAUACCGGGGAUUACAAUAUGACUCCAGAUAGACAUUUGGGAGCAGCAUGGAUUGAUAAAUGCAGACCGGAUCUUCUAAUUUCAGAGUCCACUUAUGCAACUACAAUAAGAGAUUCUAAGCGUUGUCGUGAGAGAGAUUUCUUGAAGAAAGUUCAUGAAUGUGUCGAAAAAGGAGGAAAGGUUUUGAUUCCUGUUUUUGCACUAGGUAGAGCACAAGAACUUUGUAUCUUAUUAGAAACAUAUUGGGAGCGUAUGAAUUUAAAGUAUCCUGUCUACUUUGCUUUGGGUUUAACAGAAAAAGCCAACAACUACUACAAAAUGUUUAUCACAUGGACAAAUCAAAAAAUUCGCAAAACAUUCGUCCAAAGGAAUAUGUUUGAUUUUAAACACAUCAAACCAUUUGAUAAAUCAUACAUUGAUAAUCCUGGUGCAAUGGUGGUGUUUGCUACUCCUGGAAUGUUACAUGCUGGUUUAUCAUUGAACAUAUUUAAGAAAUGGGCCCCAUAUGAGCAGAACAUGUUAAUUAUGCCUGGUUUCUGUGUCCAAGGAACUGUCGGACACAAAAUAUUGAAUGGAGCAAAGAAGAUUGAAUUUGAAAAUCGUCAAGUAGUAGAAGUCAAAAUGGCAGUAGAGUACAUGUCAUUUUCUGCACAUGCGGAUGCAAAGGGAAUUAUGCAAUUGAUUCAAUAUUGUGAACCAAAGAAUGUUUUGUUAGUACACGGUGAGGCUCAAAAAAUGGAAUUCUUAAAAGACAAAAUUGAGAAAGAAUUUAAGAUAAGUUGCUAUAUGCCCGCAAAUGGUGAAACAGCUAUUAUAAACACUCCAACAAAGAUACCUAUUGAUGUAUCUUUGAGACUAUUGAAGGCGGAGGCUGUAAGAUACAAUGCUCAGCCUCCUGAUCCAAAAAGGCGUAGAGUUGUUCAUGGAGUUCUAUGCGUUAAAGAUAAUAGACUUUCAUUCUUAGAUAUAGAUGAGAUUUGUGAUGAAAUUGGUAUAAAUAGACAUGUCAUUAGGUUUACAAGUACUGUUCGUUUCGAUGAUCCUGGUUCUGCAGUAAAAACUGCUGAGAAGUUGAAAACAUUGCUAGCAGAGAAACUUCAAGGAUGGUCGAUAACAAUAUCUGAUGGUAAUAUAUCUGUCGAAUCUGUUCUAAUUAAAGUUGAAGGUGAUGAUGAUAAUACUAAAAGUAUAUAUGUGUCGUGGACCAAUCAGGAUGAGGAUUUGGGUAGUUAUAUAUUAGGAUUAUUACAAUCAAUGGUCCAGUAACUAUUAGUAAUGUAAGAAAAGUUAUUUUUCGUAUCAAAUCUUUAAUAAAUGGGUAAAUAAAUAAAAA